Perca flavescens (yellow perch) is the source of this 2583-nucleotide messenger RNA. Its product is annotated as low affinity immunoglobulin gamma Fc region receptor II-a-like. NCBI's taxonomy places the organism in Eukaryota, Metazoa, Chordata, Actinopteri, Perciformes, Percidae. Gene Ontology annotation, cellular component: external side of plasma membrane. Bases 8 to 931 code for a protein of 307 amino acids. The transcript has 8 exons. The record is from RefSeq and is a predicted model, not a curated record. Gene Ontology annotation, biological process: cell surface receptor signaling pathway; immune response. Gene Ontology annotation, molecular function: transmembrane signaling receptor activity.
UCUAGUGAUGGAUGUGUGGCUGCUACUUGCUGUUCAGAACUGCUAUGCUAAGAAAGCUGAUGCAGCUUUUCCUCAUAUUGCUCCCAACAAACUGCAGUUCUUUGAAUAUGAAUCCAUCUCUGUAGAUUGUGAGUUGGAUUACUCAUCUGAAUGGAGAGUGAUGAAGAAUUUGAAAGAAGUUUCAACAAAUACUACCCAAUGGGAAACAACAGGAACCAUUACCAUUAAACCUGCCUUUACAUCAGACAGUGGAGAAUACUGGUGUGAAAAUAAAGAGGGAGAAAGAAGCAACAGCGUCAACAUUACCAUCACUGCUAGUGAAGUGGUCCUGGAGAGUCCCGCAGUUCCUGUGAUGGAGGAAGAAAGUGUGAGUUUGUCCUGCAAAAACAAGAUGGCUGCCUCCAACCUCCCAGCUGAUUUCUCUAAAGAUGGCGUCCUCACUGGCACUGGAUAUAAAGGAAACUUCAUCAUCAACAAUGUUUCUAAAUCUCAUCAAGGAAUCUACAAGUGCAGCAUAUCUGGACAUGGAGAAUCACCAGAGAGCUGGCUGUCUGUUAGAGAACGUAUUACUAAAUCAUCUAAAGAGAUUCAAGAGAGUCCAGAGAGUCCAGACACUUCUUCAACCAACGGCUUCCCUGAUCUCUCAAUCCUUUUAUCAGUUGUCUUCAACAUUUUCUGUGUGGCUGUACUGCUCUUGGUGAUCGGACAAUAUCACUGUCAGAAAAAAAGAGUGGGCUGCUUUUCUUCAGAAAUGCCAGGAACAGACCCAGUCACACCCUGGAUGAUGGGCUGCUGGCAUGAGGGGUAUGGUUCUGCUAGGAACUGUUUUAUGGCCUGCGUUCUCCAGGAUGUAGGCCCAACUGAGCCUCUCUAUCCUCUUUCCAUGUGGAAUCCGUCACCCCAAGGUGUUCCAUGGGAGCAGAAAAAGUAGCCAGUUACUCAGCACGACAAACCUUGUCAGCAGGUACCAAUCCUAAUUCAACAGACACCAAUGUUGUCUAUUCUACAAUCCAGUAAAGGUGACUGAGAACAAAAACACAUUUCUAGGGAGAGGCUUAAAACUGGUACUUUACGUUUGCUAUUUUACAUGUGUAAGGAGAAAAAGUAUGUUACAAUUUCCAGGACUGGUGUAGUACAUUAGUGGAACUAUAAUGAUUCUAUAAUAAUAUCCAGUGCAAAAUUCACUUUGCAAUCCAAUUGAUGUUUGACAAUCAAGCACAGAGAAGCCAGCCAAAGAAGAGGAAACAAAGACCACAUUUUUAGCAUCUCCAAUGUUUUUGAGUGUCAAAUGGAGUGACUGCUCAAUGGAAGAUUAUAACUAUGAACAAACCAUGAGACAUCAAUAGACUGAACAUCACCGACUGAAUGCAACAAAGUCAGAGUGAGUGAGAGUUGACAAAAAUGUGGUACUCAUUUAGCCCCGGAUGACUUUGUGUCAGCUAGGACAGUCCUUGGUUAAUUAAGAGGAAUAUGUUGUACUAUUAUUACUUUUAGAACAAGAUUAGAGACAGUGACAGUGUGAUGUUAGGGUUAUGAGAUGAAAAGAUGGAAUGUAGAAAACAUAGAUAAGCACAGUACAGUUUAUGUUGUAUAUUGAAACUCAGUAAAGACAAGAUGGCUUAACAGCUAAAGCAACAUUGCAACUGGAAUUCAUUAUUGGAAUUAUUUAUUUAUGUCUGGAUAUUGGCAGUUUUAAGUAUCUGGACUGACAUUUGAAUGAUUAUCAACCUUCAUCUAAGAGCUUCUGCUAAUGUGCAGCAUCAGGGUCUAUUUGUAGAGUUUGGGGUUUAUUAGUGUGUGACAGUUAAACCACAUUGUUCCAUAUGUCUGUUCACAUGUCUGAAGACGCUGUUUUUCAGAACAGAGCUACUGUGGUCAACAAUCAACAUGAUGCUGUUAUAUCAGUUUGACCUGAAGCAGACACACUGCGUGACAGAUCUAUUUAUGUGCACGUGCAACAUUCAUGUCUUAUCAAAGGUGCAUCAAUUAACGUUUUCUGACUUUUAAAUAGUGUUCAUGUCAACAUCAAAGUCAUAUAUGAAUAGACAUUGAUCAAAAUUAGCUAAAGUCUUUUGUCACAGGCCAUUAAACUGAAAUGUAAUGAGUUCCACAUUUAGGUGAUUUACUACCAUCCCUCUCACAUGAUAUGAAUGUGGUGUUAUGCAAUCCUCUUCAGUUUGGAAAGUCUGAAAAUAUCAGUAUCAAUAGAUCUGUCAUUUGCUGUGACCACUGUAUAUCAUGAGAUGAAGUUUCUCAGGGUGAAAGCAGGUCGAUAUUUUUAGGGUUUUUAAACCACACCAUCUCUUUACAAUUUCAUUCUAUUUAUGAGUGUUGAACCCUGACAAACCCUGUGCAGAAAAACCACAGCGUCUCUACAGCUCAGUAAAAAAAAGGCUGUGGGUUUGUUUUAGCAACAGCAGCUCAUCGAGAGAAAUUGGGUCACGUACCGUGGUUUUGAUGCUACCAACUGUUGAAUCUUUGAUCUCUUAAAUAUAGCUAAGCUGUACAGACCUGCUAAACUUCUUGCAGAAAAGACAAACUGUAAAUGGUAACUUCAAUAAUGUAUUAAUGAGAUUAAUAACC